GAUAUUGUAAGAAUGGUAUUCUCUGUGGCCACUCAAAGAUAGUUGAAAGUUUUCGUAAAAAUAAAAACUUAGGUGCAAAAAAGAAUAGCGGAAAAGGAGCAAGGAAAAACAAGAGUACGACACAAUCGAUUUUAUAGUGGUUGGGGAACUCCUUACGUCUAGUACCUCGAGGCUCCUCCUCAAGGAUUUAACCUCCUCUAACUUGUUUGGCUUCACUAAGAAGACAAACGAGGAGAGGUUUGGGUGUCUUGUUUAACCUACAAAAAGUUCAGUACUUGGAAUACUUAUUUGGAACAUCAAACCCGCGGUGAGUUUCGGCAUUCAAGGCCAACAAUAGUGAUCAUAAGAUCUCGCCUUUUUAUAUCCUCUUGACUUUUCUAUUUCAUUAUUUUCCUUGAAUAUUUUUAUUUAUUUGAAUAUCCUCAGUAAUGCAAUGUUCAUUUUGAGUGGAGUAGCGUUGUAUUUUAGACGGCCAAGUUAUGGCUACUCUUUUCGUGUGGAUAUUGAGGACAUCGUCCCAAUUGAGACACCACAGUGCUUCAUUCUUAAAAAUGAUAGUUCCUACCUCCCUAUCUCCUCCCCGAUAAACUCCCCCACUACUCUUGACUCUAACUCAUCCUCGUCCCACGUCAAUUAUACGUCGCUAGUUUAGUUAACUUUAGGAUCAAACAAAACGUGUAAGUUGAAUAUUUGUCACCCAAAAUGCGAUUAUCUCUUUUGAAAUCUGUUCUUUGAAUAAUGUAUUUUUAUUCUAUGUGGAUGAUCUAGACAAAUCGUGGCGUUUGAUUUUUCUAUGAGGGUUUCUGAAUAAUAUUUUUGUUGGGUAUCUGUUUUUUUUCUUGUAUCUUGUAUCUUUGAUUUUUUUCCAGGUUUUGGUCUGUGCUUCUGUUUUUCCAGGAUACACCUACACUAUGUUUGGCUCAAGGAUUUUGGUUAUCAAUCUGAAGUUUCAAGAGGCUUCGUUGCAUCAUAUGAUAAGGAUGGAAGAGCUAAAGAAGAGGCAAACAAAUCCGUUAAAGAAGAAUGAUGAACUGCUUCAAGCUCCUGCUAUUGCAUCCACCAAAACCCACCGAUGGGGCUUAAUUGGGACACUAGGCACCCUUGCUGGGGUGGUUGUAGCUUGGGCAUCCAUGCAUGACAAUAAGCAAUCAAUGGAAAAGGGGAAACAGGAUUUGGAAGACACUGGACUGCCCAAGCAGUCUCCCAGGCGGUUGUAAUAAAAAACAAGACAUUUUAACUGCUAAAUUAUGUUUGAUAUGUUUUAUUAAGGCUAUGCAUAGAUUUUAUUAAGGCUAUGGAUAGAUUUUAGUUCAACAACCAUCCCAAGUGUAGAUGUUGAUGUUAAGAUAGAUACACAGAAAGUGCUGUGCAGGACAACUGG
Molecule: messenger RNA, 1381 nt
Organism: Cuscuta campestris
Lineage: Eukaryota; Viridiplantae; Streptophyta; Magnoliopsida; Solanales; Convolvulaceae
Source: the annotation of a GenBank genome assembly